Molecule: messenger RNA, 3515 nt
Organism: Cuscuta campestris
Lineage: Eukaryota; Viridiplantae; Streptophyta; Magnoliopsida; Solanales; Convolvulaceae
Source: the annotation of a GenBank genome assembly
AUCCGAAUUCAUUCUCUCUAAACUCCCUUGUAAAAGCACCCGUGCAUUCUCCGUUAUAAUAUAAACUGGGCUACGGGUGUUCCACCUAAAGUCCUACCGGUCAAUCUACGUGUUUUUUACUUUUCUUACUUUGCCAAAUCAAGCAAACUAUUCUAGACCCGGUCUAGUAUAGUUUGACCGGUCAAGUAAUUUACACCAUCAUUUUUGGCGCCGACCGUGGGACCGUUAAGGUUUCUUCUCCUAAACACAAACCUACCCACCAAAACACCACUCAAAAUGUCUUCCAGCCAACAAAUCAACGCUACUUCCGCUCAGGUGCAGGCCACCAACGAGGGAGCCAGCAUCCCUGUGGUUGCUACCAUACCGGUCAUUUCAGCCCCGGUGUUGCCUCUGGGUCUGAGCUCUAUCCCGACGGCCAGCGUGAUCAGUCCCUUCGUGACCCCCGUCCCUUCCGCUGGACCGAGGGCAACGUUCCCACCAAGCAUGACUCAGUUCAUGAAUGACCCAGCCAACCUACAAGCCAUCCAGGGCUUCGGCCAGGUCAUGGCCAUGUGCCAGCAGAACGGGGGGAUGCCUUUCCUCCCUGGUAUGUUCCCAUUCGCCCUUCCAGGCGCGGGGACCAUGCCUUUACAAGCUCCGAUGGCGGUGACGUCGUUCCAGACGCUGAUGCCGCAACCAUCACCUUUCCAGCCCCAGCUGGUCAGCACCAUGGCCCCUGUCAACUUGGCCGGUGCACUUAACGCUGCAGGGCCGUCGCGUCCCCCGCAAGCUACGGAUCCGCAGAUCACUCCUGAUGGUCACUGCGUCUCGAUUGAGAACGAUGACGGCGAGUGGGACAUCCCGAGGGCCCACAAGAAGAAGAAAGGAAAAAACAUUCGGCCGGCGACCUCCCGAAACUCCGCCUUCGAAAGGCUGGGGGAUAGGGAGGAAGGCCAGAGGAAGUCAGCCAAGCAGAGGCUGGGGCAAAGUGUUGCCAAUGUCAGCGCAUUCGCUCGGCUAGGCGAGGUGCGAGAGGCCGAGCCUGCCCGCACCCGGCGCUCCCGGUCUAACCGGCAGGAGCCAGCGAGGACGAGGGCCUCCCACCAGGAAGGGGAGGAAGAAAGCCAGCCCAGGUUACCGGUGGCGAACCGGUUAACCAUCCCAAACGACCGCGUCCAGCAGAUGGAGGCAAAGCUAGAAAGGCUGGAAAAGAAGGUCGGAGAGAAGAAUGACCGGGACAAACUCCUGGCAGGGUCCCCGUUCACCACAAGGGUCCAUCUGACACCUUUCCCGCGAAAGGUCAAGAUCGACGCCCCCAGAUUCACCGAGAAGGAAGAUCCAGAAAUCCACCUGGACUCCUUCAACCAGAGUGCGACCAUGAACGGUUGCACCGAUGAAGAAAAGUGCCUACUUUUCUUCCAGACCUUGCGGAACCGAGCCACUGAAUGGUUCAAUAAGCUUCGUCCGGGAAGCAUUGACUCGUUCAGUGAUUUAGCCUCAAAAUUCAAGGCCAAGUUCCAGGAGAAUUGUACUAAGAGGAAGAAGUUCACCUAUCUUAGUACAGCCGGGCAGAGGGAGUCUGAGAACCUCACUCAGUUCCUUACCCGGAGUUCUGCCGGAAACCCCCAGCCACGUACCAAGAGGCCUACCAUACUGCAUGGGAGUUUGCUGAAGCUGAAACCCAGCUCCGGGCAAAGAGAGAAGCUGAGCAAGAAGGAAGAAGCACCGGGACCUAGCCGGCCGAGGCACCACUAUGACCCCGUCAUCCGAGUGGUCAAUAUAGAAGAAUGCCAAGAAGUCCGGAAAGCACCGGUCAUUCCUCCAGAAAACCCUACCGGUCAAGUAGGGCGACAGUGGUCGGGCACCUAUUGUUCGUACCACAGGUCAUAUUCUCAUAACACCUCCGAAUGUAAGAGUGUCAAGGGAGUAAUCCGGCAGAUGAUCGACAGUGGAGAGCUGGGCAAGGAUUACUUGCAGAAAGCCCAAGAGAAGAGUCAUCAGUGGGUUAGGCCAGCUGCCCCAGGGAACGACCGGGACAACGACCGACGGAGGAAUAACCGGCCAAGGGAGCGGCAACCUGCCCCCGAAAAGGAACACAUCGGCAUGAUCUUCGGCGGACCCAAGGGUGGAGAUUCAGCCGCGCAGCGGAAGAACUGGGUCCGGAGCAUUUACGUUGGAGAGGUAAGUGUUGAACCGCCCAGGCGUAAGCAUACUAGGAGGGAGCCUAUCGUCUUUACUGACCGGGAUCUCCCUCCUACCGGUGAAGAUCACAAUGAUCCAUUGGUCAUCACCAUGGACAUUAAUGGGGUAGAUGUCGCCCGGGUACUUGUUGACACCGGCAGCAGUGUCAACAUCUUAUACCUGGAAACCUUCCAAAAACUCAGGUUGUGUCGAACACAACUUGAACCCCUCAAAACCCCUCUCUCAGGCUUCACGGGGGACACCGUUGAAGCUGAAGGAUCCAUAGUUCUACCGGUCGAACUAGGGUCAGGUGAAAAGACCGUGUGGAAGAAGAUGCGGUUCAUAGUUGUGGACAUCAAAUGCGUCCACAACGCAAUUCUAGGAAGGCCAGGCAUCAAUAAAGUCGGGGCGGUGAUUUCCAUGCCUCAUCUAUGCAUGAAGUUCCACACUCCAGAAUAUGAAGCUCUGGCUGGAGGGCUCAGACUUGCCCAAGCCCUGAAAAUCAGCCGGGUCAGUAUCAAAUCUGACUCUAGCCUGAUAGUAGGGCAGGUGACCGGUAACAUGGAAGCAAGGGAAGGACGCAUGGCACAAUACAAGGACCUUGUACUUGCCCUGUUGAAGGGCUUCGGAGAUCUCAAGAUCGCCCAAAUUCCCCGGGCGGAGAACGCGGAUGCAGACCUUCUCUCCAAAUUGACGCAAUAUGCUCCCGAGCAUGUUUCGAAACAUGCCCGGGUAGAGAUCCUUGACCGUGCAAGCAUCGAGAAAUUGGAAGUCGCCGCUAUAACUGCCGGAAGCCAGUUUGACCGGUCAAACUUGGUCGGGGCGGACGACCAUUGGAUGUAUGAUCUGAUGGAAUAUUUGACGGAUGGGAGCUUGCCAGAACAAGAUGACCGGGCAAGAAAAGUGAAGCUCAGGGCGCCCCGAUUCCAAAUUCUUGAUGGAAAGCUGUAUAAAAGGGCAUUUGGGGGGCCACUCCUGAGAUGUCUGACCAACCGGGAGGCAUUUGGGGGGCCACUCCCGACUGGGCAGCUCUUGCUCCUUCACCCAUGCCUCCUCCUUCAGGUGGGAGACCUCCCCCAUCAGCAGCGAGUUCUCCUCCUUCAGCUGGAGGACCUCCGUGUUCGCCCUACCGGCAACCGCCGAGAGGUUGGCCAUCUCGUCAAGUUGCCGGGCGGUCAGGUCUUGAAGCUCCCGGUUGUGGGCUUCAAGCCUCUUCAACUUUUCCUCCAGCUGAAGUGACCGGGAAGGGGAGUCCUCGGCGAGCUUCUCCAAGGUUUUAGGCCCGACCUCACCCAUCUUCAAAACCAAACAUACCGGUCAGUACGGCAAACAAGUAAUAAAGCUGAGGAAAGUGU